AUGGAGACCAUUCGGCGUAAUCGUCAUCGGGGCGACGUAGUGAGUGGGCUGGAAUUGAAGUGGAGGAUACCGGCGCAGGCUAGACGUGCUCGAUUGAGCCUUGCGCCGAGUACGAGUAGCGAACCUGCGGCUUUACUCUCUACAUUAGCCCAAGCUGCCGCCGACGAAGAGGUAGGCCCCAGCCAAAUUGUUGCUGAGGAGACGGCAGAUCUUAGUGACGUUGCUGCUAAUGAAACGGUAGCACUCGGAGAAGCUGGCGUUAGACGUGGUAGAGCUAGGCAUGGAAUUUCUUUAUUUGAUAACAUCGAGACAACGCACCUCUUAGUAGAAAACGCGAUAUCCAACCGCGUGCUGGCUUGUGGACCAGAUCCCUCAGAUAUAUGGGAUUUUGCACAUCGCACAUCUAAUGUAUCGCGCAAGCCGGAUUUACAAGAUCUGCCUGAGUCUAUAGUUAUCACACUCAAUGAUUUCAUGUUGGAUGCGCUUAGCCUCGGCAACGAGGAUUUGGAGGGAUACAGAUUGAAUGCGAUAAGAAGCUUGCGCACUAGUUUUUGGAUCUCUUUGGGUACAUCCGAUGAAGAACGCGAGAAAAAAUUAAACUAUCUGCUGGAGCAGAAAACUUUCUACUGCGUCCAAAUCAGGACCUGUAUCGCAGAAGCACUGUAA
This is a messenger RNA of Cylicocyclus nassatus, 666 nucleotides long. The record is from the annotation of a GenBank genome assembly. NCBI's taxonomy places the organism in Eukaryota, Metazoa, Nematoda, Chromadorea, Rhabditida, Strongylidae.